Molecule: messenger RNA, 498 nt
Organism: Danaus chrysippus (African queen)
Lineage: Eukaryota; Metazoa; Arthropoda; Insecta; Lepidoptera; Nymphalidae
Source: the annotation of a GenBank genome assembly
AUGGCUGAUUUCGAUGCAAUAUAUCCUGAAGAACCGGAGCCAGAGGAGAAUAUAGAGGAGACGCAUGUGACAUUAGUACCUGACCCCAUCAUCAUAAGGGGUGCUGGAAACAUGACAGUUUUUGGUCUAAGCAAUCGGUUUAAUGGCGAAUUCCCGUCUGGCCUGCAGUCGAGAGUCGCUCCCGAGGAAUAUCAAGCCACUAUAGCUCGUAUUAAUAGUGUGCUUAAGAAAACUCUACCCGUUAAUGUUAAAUGGCUGUUCUGUGGCUGUGUUUGUUGUUGCUGUACACUCGGAUGCUCAUUAUGGCCGGUUAUAUGCUUAAGUAAAAGAACGCAGCACUCAUUAAAUAAACUUCUAGAAUGGGAGAAUAGCAGGCUUUACAAUAAGCUAGGUCUACGCUGGCGUCUCACAAAGCAACACUGCGAUUCAUCAUCAAUGAUGGAAUAUGUACUUCUUAUAGAAUAUAUACCCAAAAUACCAAUAUACAGGCCGGAUUAA